Molecule: messenger RNA, 1751 nt
Organism: Contarinia nasturtii (swede midge)
Lineage: Eukaryota; Metazoa; Arthropoda; Insecta; Diptera; Cecidomyiidae
Gene: wus
Product: dnaJ homolog subfamily C member 22
Exons: 4
Coding region: 392-1543 (383 amino acids)
Biological process (GO): endocytosis
Cellular component (GO): plasma membrane; early endosome
Source: RefSeq, a predicted model, not a curated record
UGAAAGAAAGCAUCUAGACAAAACAAGCUGUUUAAACAAUACUAUUUGCCAAAUUAUAUAUAUAUAUCUCAAUGUUAAGGUGAAUCAACAGAGUAACGAUACAAGUACUUUUUAGUGUGUUUUUUUUGUUAUUGUGUGUUGAAUAUUUAUAUACAUUACAUUUGUUGUACACGAUCGAAUCGUAAAAUUUAAUAUACAUUUGAUCGUGAAUCUAAAUCGAUUGUGGUGGGUGAAUAAAUUCCAGUUGGAAGAAGAGUUUGUGGUUAAUCGAAGUAGCGUUGUUCACUCGGUCUGAUGUGAAAUCUGACGAAACGAAACAAAAUAUUUGUGAAAUUCAGUGCAAAUUAUUCCAAAAAUUGUUGCGAUUACGACACAAUUUGAGAACAACAAAAUGAAAACGGAAACAGUACAAGAGCCGCAGAAAAAUGGAAAGCCACAAAAUUCCACCGAAAAAAUCUAUCCGCAAUUGCCGCCUCAAAAAUCAAUAUUCAUAACAUAUGUGCUAUGGUUAUUCGGCGGUUUCUUUGGCUUACAUCAUUUAUAUUUGGGAAAUGAUUUGCAAGCGUUUGUGUGGUGGGCAACGAUCGGUGGCUAUUUCGGCAUUGCAUGGAUUGGUGAAAUAUUCAAAAUACCGGAAAUGGUACGAGAUGCGAACGACGAUCCGGCGUUCAUUCAAAAAUAUGUGAAUGUUCUGCGAGCCUACCCAAAGCCUCAGUUCUCAACAUCACGCUUUCUGUUUGCUGUCAUGGUGGGAUACUUAUGGGCGCAAUUAUUUUUACUAGCCAUUCCCCAAGAUAAAUUUGGUGGAAUUGAUUGGAGCUAUUUGCAUUGGUUUGUGCCACUGGUUGGAGCUCUGGGUAUUUAUAUGGUUGGUAAUAUUGGGCGAGAGAAAGGUGUCCUAUGGCAUUGUUUACUUGCUGCAUACGCUACCUAUCCAAUUCGUUACGUAAUUUAUGACGAAUCAUAUUGGUUGACAUUUACAUUGGUUGGAUCGGCGUUGGCAUUCGAUUACUUUAGCAAAGAAUUUGAUCGUGAACCGAGAAAACGUCGAUCACUUAAAAAACGUUGUUUCUACUUGUCGGUGGGCAUUUGCAUAUAUCUAUCGGUUUGGAUUGCUUUUUUCUACUUUAAUGGUAAAAUUUCGGAUGGUGACGGCGAAGAGAUUCCAGUUCACGAGGCAAUACAUAACUUUUUCGCUUCAUCAUGGUGGACCGAUGUGAAGCAAACGUUAAGCGAUAUCUAUCAGUAUGCACAACAUCAUGGCUGGUACGAAAUUUAUAAACAAAUUAUAGAAUCUCUGGAUGUGGAUGGUGAGCAAAAGGCUUACAAGGUGUUGGGAGUGCUACCGACCGCCAGCCAAUCCGAAAUAACAAGUGCAUGGAGAGCACUAUCGAAAGAGAAUCAUCCCGAUAAGGUAAAAGAAGAGAGUAAAAAACGCGAUGCUCAAUUACGAUUUAUGGAAAUUCAACAAGCCUACGAAGUGCUGAGCAAAAUCAAGUCAAAACGACGACGAAAAAACAAAAAGUUUACCGAAGAUUUGUAAAUUUGUCUAAUUACCCCAAAUGUACUUGGUAUUGAUAGUUGUAUUUUGUUAAGAUCUGGUUAAGAUCAUUAGAUUGAUUUUUUUUAUUAGUUACACAUGAACAUCAGCUGCAUCAAAUUUGAACUUUUAUUAUUUAUAAAUAUUUAAAGAAAAUAUUUAAGAAAAUUGGAAUGCCAAAGGACGCAUUAAAUAUUGUAUUUACUUAAAA